GUAAAAUUUAUUAAACUUUGAUUUGAAACUACUUGUCAAGGCAAACUGUAAAUAGAAAAAUCGCAAUUCCGGGAUUUUACACUUCAAAGAAAUUAGCUUAUCUUUUAGGACAAAAAAACUUACUUUAGUGGCGAAGAAGGUUUGAUUUUUAAAACUACGUUUGUCAUGAAAUACUGGUAAAGUGGAAGGCAAUAUGAGGUACUGUGCGGCUUUAGUCUUCCUUGUUUGUCUUGCGAAGACAGAGCCAUUUAACCACAUGUAAUGAAAACAUAUUUUUGUGAGACUACCCGUUUUGCCUCAGUAACCGAAUGCAGAAAUGAUAAAGGGCAAUUCAGAACUUCGUUUCAAAUUAAAAUGACUUGAACAGGCGGCGUUUUCACGGGAACCAAGUUCAUGAUUUUAAGCUCUAGCGCCGGAAACAAACUGAAAACGAUACAUGAAAAUUUAAUCAAAUUUGUCCCGAAUUAUUGUUAUUUUUGAACUGCAAUUUAAAGUGGAUGGCCUUUUCAGUACAGGAUCUUUAAGCCGUUCAAUGUCUGAAUAUUUAAAUGUUCAGUAUUUGAUCAGGGUUUCAUUUGGCCGAGUACGAGAGGUAAAGGGAACGGCACGCGACAAACCGCCUGUGUCAAAUGUAUUCAGCGUCUAUUCACAAAAGCGAGCUGCCUCGCAACGUUUUUCCCUCCAAAGGCCAUGCGAGUGACAAGCUGUCUCUAUUCUUCUUUAUUGCAUCAUAGCAACUUUACACAACAAAUCCGCUCUCGUAAAAGCUCCAAUUGAUAUGCAAAUCCCGCCCAAGUCGCAAGGACCUCAGGUACUUGAAUGAGUUGUUUUGUUUUCUUUCAUAAUAACAGCAUUAUCGGUCUCCCAGGAGGGAAAGCACCGCUCUACCAUUGGACCGUUUAUCACAACUGUGGUUAUCGAAAUACUUGUGCCUCGUGCCAUUAGAAGAGCAAAUUAACAUCAGUGUUUCCAGUUCACUUCAUUAACGACAAGCCGCCAACAUUGCCUCAUAGCGAUGGAGUACACUGCGGAUCUCAAAAUACUCCGUGCUUUGUUGUUUUGGACUGUCUUGCUCCCUCAUAUCUUCGUUUGUUCAACUAGCUUAGCAGAGGACUGUAUCUGGAGAGGAAGCGGUCUCCCCCGUCAGGAAAAGCCCUCUGUUGUGAGUAUAGAAACAAAGUGUCACCUGGGAGAGCUUCACUGGGCUGAACCAUUUGGCGGCCUGCGAGUCACGUUCAGCCCACGUGAUGUGCACGCCGAUUAUAAACUGUGCUUUACUGCCCGACAUCCUGGCGUCAGGAUUUACCAGGAACAUCUACAGAGCUUGACAUUGCUGACAGGAGCGACUGAAAAUGUGUCAAGAAAUGCAGUUUGUGUAAAGAGCAAAGUAGGGCAGAGUCUGGUGCUGUACUUGGAAACGCAGGAAGACCAAAAAAUGACCCAAUUAAAUUACACGGUGCUUGUAAAUGGAAGAAAGAGGCCAAGAAAUGAAAGACGAAAAGGUAAGAGAAAUAAGGUGAAAUGAAAGUAAACACCGUGUCUAUUUUUGCACUGACAAGUUGCAGACAGCCUCUGCACACGUUUUGUAGCCUUGUAUGAAUUGCCGUACAACCCAUUCUAAGUAAAACGUAACGUGACUAAGUGACAGGACCGUGUCUGUGAAGGAGACUUGACCGGCACUAAUUUUAGGGAGCGCAGUUAUAAAUAACUUUCCAGAAAAGAGAAGAGAAGCCCAAAGGAGCCCCCCUCGGGAAGACACCGGCUCAACUCUCUGGUUACACUGAACUAUGAACUUAAUGACUCUCCAACUUUCACCUGUUCCCCUUAUUACGGUAAUUUC
Molecule: messenger RNA, 1840 nt
Organism: Orbicella faveolata
Lineage: Eukaryota; Metazoa; Cnidaria; Anthozoa; Scleractinia; Merulinidae
Product: meteorin-like protein
Molecular function (GO): hormone activity
Source: RefSeq, a predicted model, not a curated record